AUGGAUCCCCAGCAAGUAGUUGAACACCACUCCGAGCAUGAGCUCGAACACGGCCAAAAGCUGAAGUCCGAGAUGGAAAUCGAAUCUCAGGGUUGGGUUUUGAGCGGAACUCCCGUGCAGAAUUAUGUUCAUGAAUUCUACCCCCUCUCGACUUUCUCGGGCGACGUUGCGCGGGAGCGCCUAUUGAAUCUGCUUCGCUCGUUCAUAAUUCGAAGGACUUACACCAGUCGCCUGUUUUGCUCGCCUGUGGUCACACUUCCAGAAGUCAAAGAGCUCUUAAUCGAGACUGAGUUCUGCACCGCUGAAAUCAAGGAGUUGCUGUCCGGAGAUCUUAUGAGAACACUCAACAAGAUUGCCAAAUAUUCCAAGGGUUGGGACGAUCCUUCGAUGAAAAUUGCCCAAAUGCUUCGAGGGAUGACCGAAAAUACUUUUCCCGCCCGGCCAAACCAGAGAAUCGAGUCUGGGGAAGAAGUGGUCUCAGAGCCGCAGGAAGACAGCCCUGAAGUUGUUCAGAAGUUCUACCAGUUUAUGAAAAAUUUUCAUGACGGAGAUCAAUGGAAUGAAAGACUCCAACGAACAAUGUGCCCGCGCUGUGGAGGCCAACCGGUAAACCCGCUUCUUACAUCUUCUCUUCCGAAUUGCGUCGCCUUUGUCGAAUGUAACGAAGAAAUUACAGCUACUACAUCCGGGGUCCCUGUGGAAGAUAUGGAUUUGGAAAAUGCCCGGUCUUCUCCCGCCAGGCGGACAAAGAAGAAGGGAAAAUACAGAUCCUCGAGGGCUGAGUCUGAUCAAAAGGAAGAGUCGGACUGGAUUGGAGUCUGCGCGGCGCAAAUGCCGAGCGCGAAAUUAACCAAAAUCCGAGAGCUGAUAACCCAAUGGAUAGCGGAAAACCCUGAAGUCAAAAUUGUUAUUUUCACGCAGUUUAUGGAUUUUGUCCGAAUCUUGGGCAUCAUGUGUGAAACUCAAGACUGGCCUCAUGCAGGGAUGCGUCCACACGCCCGGUUCGCAAGCGUCGAGAAGUUCAAAAAACAGGAUGACAUGAGGAUUUCCAUUGUCAGUCUGAAAGCCGGAGGAACAGGAUUUGAUAUGCCCAUAGCAAGCAAAUGCAUCCUUGUCGAUCUCUGGUGGAAUGAAGCAGUCGCAGACCAGGCGCUUGCUCGGAUUUAUAGGAUCGGCCAGGAGAAUAAGGUGGCAUUCGUCAAAAUAAUCGUGAAGAACACUAUUGACGUCCCUCAAUAUCUCGGACACUAUGGGAGAAAACCCCCAGGAAAGCCGAGCAACAGUUUCCGACUUGUUACGAAUUUUCGCCGACGUGAAAGAUAA
Molecule: messenger RNA, 1323 nt
Organism: Aspergillus affinis
Lineage: Eukaryota; Fungi; Ascomycota; Eurotiomycetes; Eurotiales; Aspergillaceae
Product: putative SNF2 family helicase
Exons: 8
Coding region: 1-1323 (440 amino acids)
Source: RefSeq, a predicted model, not a curated record